GAGGAAAAUUUUUUUUUGACUUUGUUGUAGUCGUUGUUGUGUUGGAGUGUAUACUUAGCUGUUAAAAUGCCUGAGCCGGCGAAAUCUGCUCCUGCUCCGAAGAAGGGGUCUAAGAAGGCCGUGACCAAGACCCAGAAAAAGGGAGAUAAGAAACGUAGAAAAACUAGGAAGGAAAGUUAUUCAAUUUACGUGUACAAAGUGUUGAAGCAAGUUCAUCCGGACACUGGCAUUUCUUCUAAGGCCAUGGGGAUCAUGAACUCUUUUGUAAACGAUAUUUUCGAACGUAUCGCUGGGGAAGCGUCUCGUCUGGCUCAUUACAACAAGCGUUCAACCAUCACUUCCCGGGAGAUCCAGACCGCUGUGCGCCUGCUUCUGCCGGGGGAGUUGGCCAAACACGCGGUGUCUGAGGGUACAAAGGCUGUUACUAAGUACACCAGCUCUAAAUAAAGAUCAAUCGAAAGAAUGUUAACAUCAGUAACCCAAAGGCUCUUUUCAGAGCCGCCCACUUUUUCUGUAAAAGAGCUUUAGCACUAAACCAUGCAUGGUGUUCUUUUGACACAGUACUCUAUUCUGCAUUUUUAAUAUGUUUAUUAUUGAUUGAUGCUGGAAAUAAACUAAUUGCAGUAACUCCAGUUUAAAAAUGUAUUUGUCUUAGUGAGGAACCAAAAUCCACAUGAAUACAAGAAAUAAAAUUGAAAUUUACUGUAUACGAAUACUCAAAUGAUGAAAGUAAAAGAUAUAUCAUUUGUUGUUGCUUCCAGUUGAGGGUGUGCAUUCAGUAUCCAUAUAAAUGAGCCUUACUACUUUUCUGUCUUAUUUGCGUUAACACAAAGCCUGACAAGACUGUUCGUAGAUGAAAGUUAACUCAAAACUUUUGUUAAACUGUAGCACUUGAAAUACCAUUUUUAACUGACAAGGUUUGCAUCAGUAACAAAUUAAUCCAAUACAGUAAACCUAAGAAACGUCUUGGUGCUAGGAUAAAUUUGUGUUGUGAACUAAGAAAAAUACGAGGAAACAAUUUAUGAAAGUAUUGUAAAUGAAUCCAGGUACAUUCUUCAUUUGUCCUUAAUCUACACGUUAAAUGUAAAGAGAAGAAUUGGUGGGUUCUGGAUUAUAUACCCAAUCAAUUUGAGGGGAAAGGAGUUUUUAGCUCAUCCUCACCUUUAAAUCAUCUCGAAUUAAUAAGAGAAUGGAAACAUGAACACAUACACCCACACCCUGGUCUAUCUCCAUGCCUGUUCUCUGGGACUAGUGUUCAGGAGUCAUAAAUAAGUCAGUCUGAAAAUGAAACAGUGAGACAGUACAAUAUGUAUGUACCGUGUGAUAAAUACACACACACGUACAGAGAGAGAGAGAAAAGAGAAGAGAAAAAAUAUAUUUAAAGAAUGGGCUAUAACUGUAGUUUGGGCUGGGAAAUGCAGGUCUCGUAGCCGUGUCUGUCCCAGAAUAUUAGCGACAAGGUGGGUGAGAUAUCUUAUGUUGUACCAAGUUCUAUUGGUGAGAAAGACAAGCUUAAAGAUAUUAU
Molecule: messenger RNA, 1525 nt
Organism: Gopherus evgoodei (Goodes thornscrub tortoise)
Lineage: Eukaryota; Metazoa; Chordata; Testudines; Testudinidae
Product: histone H2B 8
Exons: 1
Coding region: 67-447 (126 amino acids)
Cellular component (GO): nucleosome
Molecular function (GO): DNA binding; structural constituent of chromatin; protein heterodimerization activity
Source: RefSeq, a predicted model, not a curated record